Messenger RNA from Teleopsis dalmanni, 780 nucleotides. RefSeq names its product NADH dehydrogenase [ubiquinone] 1 alpha subcomplex subunit 8 (gene ND-19). NCBI's taxonomy places the organism in Eukaryota, Metazoa, Arthropoda, Insecta, Diptera, Diopsidae. Gene Ontology annotation, biological process: mitochondrial electron transport, NADH to ubiquinone. The transcript is spliced from 4 exons. Bases 137 to 664 code for a protein of 175 amino acids. The record is from RefSeq and is a predicted model, not a curated record.
CAGUAGUUGUGUUUGACAGUUCAACAGCUGAACUCAUCUAAACAACAAAUUCAGCAAAGAUUUCUAUAAUUCUUUAAAAAUUAAAGGAUUUAAUUUUCUGGUUCUAAUAACCAACAAAAAUAUCAGCUAAGCCGCUAUGGUUAUAACCAAUGAUGUAGUAAUUCCACCUGACGAAGAGUUGACAGUGCAGGAACUUAAUUUAUCAACUCCUGCUUUGAAAGCUGGCGCAUUUCAUUUGGGAAAAGAAUGUGAACACCAUAAUCUUGAAUUUAUGCUAUGCAGGAACGAGUUGGAUGAUCCACGCGCCUGCUUAAAUGAGGGAAAAGCAGUAACGAGUUGUGCAUUGGAUUUCUUUCGUAAAGUGAAAAAAUCGUGCUCCGAAGAGUUUGCACAGUACGCGAACUGUUUGGACAAGAGCAGCGGUAUAAUGGGAUAUGAGCACUGCCGCAAGACUCAGGGUGUAUUUGACAAGUGCAUGUUAGACAAUUUGGGUAUUGAACGCCCUGAAUAUGGCUACUUUGCUCGUGCAAAGAUACAUGCAACAGAACGACCGGCACCUCCUAAACCAGAAAAGAAAGUAUAUGCUGAUGCCACUCCUGGUUUACCAGAUGAUUAUCCUAGAACAGCAGCAAAAUAUGGAUCACGUUUCCAUUGGUUGGAAUAAAACCAUAAUAGAAAUAGAAAAAUUUAAUAUCGAAAUUGCUUUUAUUUGGAAUUAAAUUGCCAAUACAAUUAAUACCUGCAAGUGAAGAGCGUUAAUAAAUUUUAAAUCUAAGGAUA